This is a messenger RNA of Grammomys surdaster, 320 nucleotides long. Its product is annotated as complement decay-accelerating factor, GPI-anchored-like. The transcript has 2 exons. Lineage: Eukaryota; Metazoa; Chordata; Mammalia; Rodentia; Muridae. The annotation marks the transcript as partial. The record is from RefSeq and is a predicted model, not a curated record.
CAUAGCACGGUCUCUUCUACCUGGGGCUAUGGUCUGUGCGCGGGCGACCGGAAUACGGGCGCCGCCGCUGCCGCCGCCACUGCUGCUGCUGUUGUCACUGCUGCUGCUGCUGUUGCUUUCACCAACUGCACACGGAGACUGCGGUCCACCUCCAGACAUUCCUAAUGCCACACCAGACUUGAGUAGACACACCACAUUUGCCAAGAGCACCAAAGUGACAUAUUCAUGUAAUAAGGGCUAUAAACAAAUUCCAGGGAAGUCAAACAUAGUGACCUGUCUUGAAACUGGAAAGUGGUCUGGCAACGAAACAUUCUGUGAUA